Messenger RNA from Phalacrocorax carbo (great cormorant), 2487 nucleotides. NCBI's taxonomy places the organism in Eukaryota, Metazoa, Chordata, Aves, Suliformes, Phalacrocoracidae. The record is from RefSeq and is a predicted model, not a curated record.
CGGAGCGGGCAGCGAGCGCGGGGCCGCGCCGGGGCCGGGGCCGGGGCCGGGGCCGGGCCGGGGGCGGGCGGCGGGGCCCGCCGGUCGGCCGGCGCCAUGGGCACGGUGCUGUCGCUGUCGCCGAGCUACCGGAAGGCCCCGCUGUUCGAGGAGGGGGCGGCCACGGUGGGGCACUACACGGCGGUGCAGAACAGCAAGAACGCGAAGGAGAAGGGCCUGAAGCGGCACUCGCUGAUCUCGGUGCUGCCCUGGAAGCGCAUCGCCGCCGUCUCCGCCAAGAAGAAGAGCUCCAAGAAGGUGCAGCCCAACGGCGGGUACCAGAGCAACGUGACCCACCUCAACAACGAGAACCUGAAGAAGUCGCUCUCCUGCGCCAACCUCGCCACCUUCGCCCCCCCGCCGCCCCCCGCCGCCGCCGCCGCCGCCCUCGCCUCGGCCCAGAAGGUGCCGCCGGCCGCGCCCGCCGCCGCCGCCGCCACCCCGCGCCGGGUCGUGGUGCAGGCGUCCACCAGCGAGCUGCUGCGCUGCCUGGGCGAGUUCCUCUGCCGCCGCUGCUACCGGCUGAAGCACCUCUCGCCCACCGACCCCGUCCUCUGGCUGCGCUCCGUGGACCGCUCGCUGCUGCUGCAGGGCUGGCAGGACCAGGGCUUCAUCACGCCGGCCAACGUGGUCUUCCUCUACAUGCUCUGCCGGGACGUCAUCUCGGCCGAGGUGGCCAGCGACCACGAACUGCAGGCAGUGCUGCUCACCUGCCUGUACCUCUCCUACUCCUACAUGGGCAACGAGAUCUCCUACCCGCUCAAGCCCUUCCUGGUGGAGAGCUGUAAGGAGGCCUUCUGGGACCGCUGCCUCUCCAUCAUCGACCUCAUGAGCCCCAAGAUGCUGCAGGUCAACGCCGACCCGCACUACUUCACGCAGGUCUUCGCCGACCUCAAGAAGGAGAGCGGCGCCGAGGAGAAGGGCCGGCUGCUCAUCGGCCUCGACCGGUGAGCGCCCGCCCGCCGCCCGCCCGGCCCCGCCGGCCCCGGGGGAUCGCCCGGCGCGGAGCCGCUUCCCGGGGGCUGCUGCGGGCGGGGGGAGGCGGGCGCUGCAGCCGCCCCGGCGCUGGGGGGGGCGGGGGGGACACGGGGCCGGAGCGGAGCGCGGACCCCCGGACCCCCACCCCGGGCCGCCGCCGCCGCCCCUUCCCCACCCCGCGGGCCCGGGGACGCCGCGGCUCCGCCGCCGGGUCGGGUUCAGCGAUUCGUGGAAGGGGGGGACCCCCCCACCGGGACCCCCCCCCCCCCCCCCCCGGGACCCUCCCCCGGGAGCCCCGGGCGGGGGCGCGGAGCGGAGCGGGGCUCCGCGGGCCGGCGGCGGCUGCGGCGGCGGGUGCGGGACCGGCCACCGCAUCGCCGAGACAAAGACCAGGUUGGGGGGGGGGGGGGAAGGAGGAAAAACAAAAAAAAGGAGAAAAGCAACGCUCCGAAGGCUCCGGCGGGGGCGGCUGAACGGGGCCGAUCGUGACUUGCCGGAGCGGCCGGUAACGGGACAGACGCGGCCCGGCCCCCGCCCCCUCCCCUUUAUUUAUUUUCUUUGAAGAGACUCGAAUUUCCCGAGCGGGUCUGGGUUAAGGGAAAUAACCGCUACUGUAUCAUGACAUCAAUGUGAAAUGUCUUGUUCCCAUCGUGCACUGAUCAUGAGUAUUGUGUAAAGGAUCUACUUGAGUGUGCAAGCAAGGAAAGAAUCUACAUGCUGCUAUAUGAAUACUUUUAGAACAAAAAAAAGGAAAAAAAAAACCCAACAAACUCCUAACCUACCGGGGGGGGAAGAAAAACUCUUCUUUAUUCUUUCAUUGUUGCUUUUACAGUGGUAUUGCGCAUGCAAACAGGAGCAUUUUGUGUCUUCAAAAAAAAAAAGGAAAAAAAACAACAUAAAAAAAUAAUAAUCGAAAAAAACCUUACCGGGAGCUGGCUGUAAAAUCUACACCCAUGCACAAAGACCCGACACCACCCGAUACCGCAGGCUUGAGCUGGUGUUCCCUUAUCAGGCCUGGGGACUGCUAAGUUUUUUUUGGGUUUUAUUAUUUUUUUUGAAUUUUUCUCCGUGUGCACAGUUCUAGUUUAGUUCUGGUCCAUCGGGAGUUACACUUGGAGCGAGCGGGAGAAAUAACGUGCCAUUUAUUUUUAUUUUCGAUUUUUCACUUGAAGCUCUCCAUCGCUGUACAUUGGACCCUGCUAAUGAUACAUGUGUACGUACGUUUUUUUAGUGCAAUCUCUUCUGUAGAUCUUUGUUGACCAAAUUGGUGGGUAUUGUUACUUAUUAAUUUAUAUUUGUCUCAUUUUGUAUGUAUGUGUAUAGUGUGUUUGUAAGUAUGUGUGGUUUAUAACCUGACCGACUGUGUCAUGGGGCUCAGUGUGCCUGUAAUUUAAUCCCCUCCCCUUAUUUUUAUUUAUUUUUGUACUGUGCUGAUUAAAUAAAAAUGCACUGACCAUCCAUUACACGGCA